UUUGCUUCUGACCCCAUUCUCUACCGGCCAGUGGCUGUGGCCCUGGACACUAAGGGACCUGAGAUUCGAACUGGGCUCAUCAAAGGCAGCGGCACCGCUGAGGUGGAGCUGAAGAAGGGAGCCACCCUCAAGAUCACUCUGGAUAAUGCGUACAUGGACAAUUGUGAUGAAAAUGUCCUGUGGCUGGACUACAAGAACAUUUGCAAAGUGGUGGAAGUGGGCAGCAAGAUCUACGUGGAUGAUGGACUUAUUUCUCUGCAGGUGAAACAGUUUGAUGAGAUUCUAGAGGCCAGCGAUGGAAUCAUGGUGGCUCGUGGUGAUCUGGGCAUUGAGAUUCCCACAGAGAAGGUCUUCCUGGCUCAGAAGAUGAUGAUUGGGCGAUGCAACCGAGCUGGGAAACCUGUCAUCUGUGCCACGCAGAUGCUGGAGAGCAUGAUAAAGAAGCCCCGCCCGACCCGCGCUGAGGGCAGUGAUGUGGCCAAUGCGGUCCUGGAUGGUGCUGACUGCAUCAUGCUGUCUGGUGAGACGGCCAAAGGCGACUACCCGCUGGAGGCUGUGCGCAUGCAGCAC
Molecule: messenger RNA, 570 nt
Organism: Elephantulus edwardii (Cape elephant shrew)
Lineage: Eukaryota; Metazoa; Chordata; Mammalia; Macroscelidea; Macroscelididae
Product: pyruvate kinase PKM-like
Exons: 4
Biological process (GO): glycolytic process; cellular response to insulin stimulus
Cellular component (GO): cytoplasm
Molecular function (GO): magnesium ion binding; pyruvate kinase activity; potassium ion binding
Source: RefSeq, a predicted model, not a curated record